AUAACAUAAUAAUAACAUGGUAACGUGCAAAAAAAUGUUCAGUAGAAAAUACUAAUCAGAUACAAUAUUAAAAUGUUCAUUUAAAAUGAUGUUGUGUUUUGUCAGAUGAGUAGGCUAUAUUAUGAAGCGUGAAAGAAAGGAAGAGAGGGUUUGAUGUGGAGGGUCAAAGACUACAGUGAGGGUCGAAGCACAUCUUUUCCCAACAGCAGUGAAUUCUGGGAACCCACGGGCAUGUUCAUGUUCACUGAACACUGUGGUUAAUAAUGUGAUCUUCGAGUUAACAUGCUUCUGUUAUGUCUUGACCAGCGAAAAUUACUCAGCACGAAUAGCGUACAGGAAAAUGUCUGUAGAUAUAUAUUUUUUUUGUAAUCGAAUUGGUCCAAAUCAGUCCAAAUGCUGUUAAAAUCUUCGUCUGAGCGUUAUUUCCACAGGUUUGUGUUGUUAUGGCGAAAUCCGAAUGAGGGAAUGUGUCUAUAAACGAGUAAAAAUCGAUGGCGCUAAAUAUCCUGCACACGUUCAUUCGGUCUGAAUUGAUGAAGCGAUCGGCUCAAAACGAACUCUGAUAAGAACAUGCUGUCUGUCUGUUGUUUUCUUCUCGCUUCAUUGAUUUAACUUCUCAUAAAUAUUUCAUCAGUGAAAGAGACUGCGAUGCCCUGUUUUGAUUCUUCAGAGAAGCACAGAUCGCUGAGAAGCUUUGAGAUAAAUUGCAGGCACUCUUGAAUGACAGCCGCGGUGCAUCUCUCUCAGGCGCUUGAACAUGCUUUAAUGUCUCCAGCAGGGGGCAGCAUCGGCUCUCCGGAAAUGACAUGCGGCGCACUGCAGCAAAGUCAUUUGACCAGGAUAUCAAAACAAGACCAGUGCUAAUCGGCAAAAACUCCAUUAUGGUGGCGAAUCCCGCUAUGAACGUGUGUUGUUGAGAGGACAGGCACGCGCUCCGGCAGGACACUACGGAGACUGUAGUAUGUAGUGGAGAUCGCCUGCUGUUUGCGGGGAAGGCAGAUGGCGCGUGCGAUUGCAGAAGUGAAAAAACACAAACAGGAUGGGGGGGUGAAAGUGAGGAUAGAGAAGCUCGAUAUCCUGGCUUUCCAACAGUCAUGGAAUGCGUUCGCGUGAUAUUAAAGCGUUUGGGCGAGCGCGACGCAACCCACUGCACAUGCCCAUCUUGACUAUAAGUCAUCUUUGUUCAGCCCAGCCGAACGUCAGGUGCUGAAGAAAACAAACAUGAAAGAAGGCGGAAGAGAGACGUGUGAUCCUGGAUGAGAAGAGACGCUCAUUGUCAUUGAUUGUGGUUGUCUAGGAAGCAAUGGAGAGAAAAGAAAAAUCCUUCUCUUUUGAUGCUGCCAAGUGCAAAAGUGCUCCUUUUGAGUCCACAAUAGCGCUUUCAGAUGUAGAGCGUCACGAACAAUCAUUUAAAGAGGCUUGGGUGCCUUCAGCGCGUGAGAUAUGGAGUACCCUUUGUGCCAAAAAUCGUGUUGCCGCCUGUGUUAUUCACUUCAGUUUGACUCUUUAUAAGUUUUAGAAGAUAUCCUGGUAAACGACAGCGUUUCGAUUUCUCUCACCAUCUUGGUUGAAACCAAAACUGAUGGUCUAUAGCGGUAAUCCUCAAAUCUGGACCUCGAGAUCCAUUUCCUUGCAGAGUUCAGCUUUAACCCGUAUCAAACACACCUGAGCAUGCUAAUCAAUGUCUUCGGGAUCAUCAGGGUUGGAGCUAAACUCUGCAGUGCAUCGGACCUCCAGGGUGAGAUCUGAGGAACCCUGGUCUUGAAGACAUCUUGCAGAAGCUCUGAAUAGUUGAAAUUGCCGAAGCGUAAUUGACCCUUUACAGGGCAAGCUCCUCUUAGUUACCGCUGCUACAUCUAGCGAGCCGUGCCACUACACAUCAUGUUUUCAUGUUUUCAUGCGCCGGCAUACGAUUGGUCAGAUUCGCUGUCAAUCACCCUGCGAAGUGUCCAUUAGCUGGUCAAGUGCAUUUAGUUACUGAGGUUAACAUGAAGGUUAUCGCGCGCAUUUUAAUGUUAGAAGAGGACGUCGUAACAAACGUCAGCUGACGGGGAAGAUUUUAAAAUCGUAAUUUCGUUCAUGAACGUUCAUUAUGUACAGUAUAAUUUUUUUUGUCUCCAUACCAGACAAGCACUUCCUGCACUUAUGCCUCUGCAUUCUUGCAUUGAUUUUGAACUCUUUUCUUGCCGUAGUGAUAUUUCAUUGACGAACGAGCUGAUUCCGAGGUGCACAUAUCUGCCACCGUUCCAUCAUGAGUAUGAUUCCUUGGGAAUGGUUUAUGUUUCAAACGUUUACUGUGAUACCGUGCAAGAAGUUUUUACUCGAUUCAAGGUUUCCGCACCACAAAUAACGAACGAUGUGGUGUUUUGUAAAGGUUUAGUAUAAUUGCUUUGAAUAAUUUAAACGAUAGCUGGAAGUGGCGCUAAAUAAAAAGCUGUUUGGGAUGCAAAAGAGCUUUUUCUUAUUGCUGAGCUGAGCUCUCUAAAAGGAACCGGAAUUCCUAUCACUAAUUCAUGGCAACCUGCCCUGGCAAUUACCACUUACUUGACGAGAAAGAGUCUUUUAAGUAGAUGAACUAGGUCUUUACAUUUUUUUGUUACUAAUGCUUCCCCAUUCUAAGUAACUUGCUAUGCGACGCUAUGCUAACAUGUUUGCAUUUUGCCACAGGUUUGGGAACUUCAUGUGAGGAAGAAUUAUUAUUAUUUUGGUCACUAGAAUUCACCGUUUGAAGUCAGUGUUGCCAAGUCCGCAGGUUUCCCGCAGCAUUUGCUACUUUAAUGCUGUUUUAGCGGGUUGUUUGUUGAAGUGCCCCAUCUGAAACUUGAUAUUCAUCCCCUGAAAUGCGUACUUUACCAGAGGAACACCACCAAAAAAACUUGUAUUUUACUCCCUGGAAUGUUUUUUUUUUAACCGGGAACCCCUUCAAAAUGCCAUUGGGCUAGUUAUGAGCUACUUUUAUGAAGCACCUGGGCAGGUUUUCUUACAAAAACCAGGCAACCCUGGCUGAAUGUUCACACUUAGCAUUAGAGGUUGUUAAAAACACCAAUGAGCGAUAGUAAUAGCGUUGCUUGACUUAGCUAAUUAACAUGUGUCAGUACGCAUCAGUGCAGAUAUCAUUUAUACAUGCUAACUCUUUCAUGUGUGCGGGUGCUAGAUAUUAUAUGAUUGAUUGUUUUUUGCUGGUCUCAGCAGAUGUCUCUGUCGUUUGUCACUCAUGGUUGAGGUGUCAGCACUAACCUGAAUGGAUAUUGAUUUCGUACACUUUUUUUUUCCCCAGCACUGUCAGACUCUUUUUCGGUGUGGAAACCUGCAUAGGAUUUGUGACAUUUCAGUCAGGAUGAGAUAGGCUGCAUUGACUUUCACCUGUCACGAAACGUAAAGACGCCGUCUCAAAGGUUUGGCCAUAACUGUCUGUGGAUCAUAAUGCUCCUGAACCCAAACUUAGAUAUAAAAGAACGAGUCAGCUAGGCUGACUGGAGUCAGAAUCACACGACACCAUAAUAUUUCAAACAGCUUUGCCCUGUUCACAGUACCCAUGGGGUUUGAAUGACUUUUAAUGAGACCAGCUGUUAUUCGGCCGUCUGGGCUGACCAUUACAGAGACACCGAUUGUGCAGGAAGCUAAAGUCAUUAGUGUCUAACAACUGCAAGCCUACUAGCCUUUAAAGCGCACAGGAAACAACAGGACUAAACGCAGCAAUCAUAACUAAUGGAGUGCUGCAGACUUCGUGCGUCUUUGUAUGCUAAAACCUGGAAAUGACUUAGCAUUUGAGCGCUUCGGGGUCCAUUAUUCUGGUCAAUGUCGCUCAAGAUGUUUUUACGAUUUAUUCUAGGGCAUGAAACGCAUCACUGACACCGGCUUGUGAUUGAAGCUUUUACACACACGACACAGAAAAAAAAGUUGCGACACAACAGAAGUAGCGCGACUCAACAAAAUUAGCCGGACGCCACCGAAUUGUUGUUGUGCUAACCACGUGUGCGGUAGUUCUAUCUAAUGGGAAAAUUUAUAUUUUUAACCGUAUUAUUAUUUUUAAAUGUAUUUUUUUGACGUCACGACAGGGCUUUAUUCUGCAUUCGCCAUUCAUAUCAUCAAGAAAAGCUUCUGGUGGUUGGUCGUCAAAGCUUGGCUAGCUUCCCUCUCUCACGCUUUUUUUACAUUCAUAACGUUAAAAGAUUUAACGUUCUCAAAAGGUCUAUGAUAUUGUUGAGGAAAUCUUUUUGUAACCCUUAAAUAACAGGUUUACAAAAUAAACUUAUAUAUGCAAUUAUUAUUAUCAAACGUUUCGGAUCCGUUUCGCGUUCACGUUUUGAUAACCUCGCCCGGGUUCUUCUCUUAUUUGUGAACCCGUCAAUUAUGGACACUCCCUUUUAGAAAGAUUUCACUGUAACUGUAUUCAGACACAGGCUAAAACAAUUCAUCACACCACGCCAAAGUGCUGACAACGAUAUCGUUUAAACCGGUGGACGAAAUUAUAUGCAGAGAACGGUAUAAUAACGGUGCGUUAUUUCCCUCUGAGUUUAGUCACGCAGCUAUAUUUCAUCUCCUCGCGCAGAGCGUGAAAAACAGCUCGACACAGUAUAAAAACGGCACGGAUGGCACGAUAGACGUGUCUUUUAAAGUUGAGCUCUUUUUUUUUUAACUCCGACGCGUCAAAGAACACGACGCGACGUAACGUCCGUCUGACGCAUGCGUCUAAUAAUUCAAAACAGCGCAGACGGAACGCAACGACACGUUCGGUGUGAACGCCCCCCGGAACGCGGGUCAUUCUUUGAGCCACCGAAGGGUGUCCGUCCGUCCUCUUACAGUACGUAACCAUGACAACAGCCCCGGAUGGUGGAGCGCGAGGGUAGACAGGUGUUGGGUUGCGCAGAGGAGAGACACCUACGCGAUCGCUCCAUACUUUCCCAUGUAUCCUGCCUUCAUCUUCUGCACGCGAGGAUCUCUGUCGGGAACCGCCACCAUGGUGCAUCACUCCGGAUCCAUACAGUCCUUCAAGCAGCAGAAGGGUAUGCACACCAGUAUCAGUGAGAUUUUGAAGGAGAAAACGCUAAAAUCGUCUCGCCGCAGUUUGCCGUGUCUGGCUCAGAGUCAGACGCAUCCUCAGAACCUCAAUCACUUCCUCUCUGUGCCUCUGAGUCCUGAACCCAAAACAUACAACCACAGCGUCAGUGCCUCCUGCACACACAUCACACCUCCUCCCACAGACACUAGUCAGGAUGCCUACAUGGAAGAGAGAGAGGUGGGGGAGUUUGAGCCUAAAACGGAUGAAACGUUCCUCGUCCAGCAGAAGCCGGUGUCCAGAGCAAAGCUAGAGGCCCGCACAGACUCCAUACAGGGAAGCAAUCUAGAGAACCCCUCGGGAUUGAUGUUUAGAGAUGGGAAGAAGCGCAUCGACUAUAUAUUAGUCUAUAAGAAAUCCAGCCCUCAGGUGGAGAAGAGGUGCACGUUUGAGAGGAACCUGCGGGCAGAAGGACUAAUGCUGGAGAAGGAGCCCUCAUUAACCAACAGUGAUAUCAUGUUUGUGAAGAUUCAUGCACCGUGGGACACGCUGUGUAAAUACGCCGAGCAGAUGAACAUUAGAAUGCCCUUCAGGAAAAAGUGUUACUUCACAGACUGGAAGAAAAAAACUAUGGGCAGUCGGUUUCAGUUGAGAUUUCGUCAGUUGAAGAGCUGGCUGCCCAGAAACCCCAUGAAACUGGAUAAAGAGGCGUUACCGGACCUGGAGGAAACCGACUGCUACACCGCCCCCUUCAGCAGGGCCAGAAUGCACCAUUUUACCAUCAACAACAGAGAGACGUUUUUCUCAAACUCAACCAGAAGCAGGAUAGUACAUCAUGUGCUACAGCGCACAAAGUACGAGGACGGGAAGUCUAAGAUGGCUCCUCCGUUGUGUUGUCUGUAUCUGCUUAAUUAUUAUGGGCAUCACGAGCGGCUCCUCAUGGGCCAGUCAGGGAGUUCAUGGGAAGGAAUUAAUCGGUUACUUGGCAACAGUACAUAUGAGGCAGCAUUUCCUCCGCAUGAGGGAAGUUAUAAAAGCAGACAUCCGAUUAAAACCCACGGGGCUCAAAACCACAGACACCUUCUGUACGAGAGAUGGGCACGCUGGGGGAUCUGGUACAAAUACCAGCCUCUAGAUCUCAUACGGCGGUACUUUGGGGAGAAGAUUGGGCUGUAUUUUGCCUGGUUAGGCUGGUAUACGGGUAUGCUGAUCCCUGCUGCUCUAGUCGGCCUCUUUGUCUUCCUCUAUGGGCUUUUCACCAUGGACUCCAGCCAAGUAAGUAAAGAGAUAUGCGAGGCCAACACCACCAUCAUGUGCCCCAUGUGUGAAGGCAAUUGCAGCUCUUGGACGUUGAGUGACAGCUGUGUCUAUGCAAAGGUGACCCAUCUUUUUGAUAAUGGAGGCACAGUCUUCUUUGCUAUAUUCAUGGCAAUAUGGGCCACAGUAUUCCUUGAGUUCUGGAAGAGGAGGAGGGCGGAGCUAACCUACGACUGGGAUUUGAUUGAUUGGGAGGAAGAAGAGUGUAAAUCCUGUGUCAUGGUGUGUUCUGAGGAACUCCGGCCCCAGUUUGAAGCCAAAUACUCCCGGAAAGAGCGAGUAAACCCCAUCUCAGGGAGACCAGAGCCCUUCCAGCCCUUCACAGACAAACUCAGCCGACUCAUGGUGUCUGUCUCGGGAAUAUUUUUCAUGAUCUCUCUGGUCCUGACAGCCGUGUUUGCCGUGGUGGUGUUCAGGCUCAUAGCCAUGGAGAAGUUUGCUUCCUUCCAGUGGGAGUUUGUGAAGAAGAACUGGCAGUUCGCCACCUCAGGCACCGGAGUCUGCAUCAACUUCAUGAUCAUCAUGUCUCUGAAUGUGGUCUAUGAGAAAGUGGCCUACCUACUCACAAACCUGGAACAUCCUCGGACAGAGUCGGAAUGGGAAAACAGCUUCGCCCUCAAGAUGUUCCUCUUCCAGUUCGUCAAUCUCAACAGCUCCACCUUCUACAUCGCUUUCUUUUUAGGAAGGUUUGCUGGCAGGCCCGGUGACUAUAAUAAGCUGUUUAACCGGUGGAGGAUGGAGGAGUGUCAUCCCAGUGGUUGUCUGAUUGACUUGUGCCUGCAGAUGGGAGUGAUUAUGGUGUUGAAACAGAUCUGGAAUAAUUUCAUGGAGCUGGGCUACCCACUUCUGCAGAACUGGUGGUCCCGGCGUAAGAUGAAACGAGCAGGAGAGCAGAACAAGAGUAAAGAAGAGCUGCCGCAGUGGGAUAGAGACUGGAACCUGCAGCCCAUGAACGCACACGGCCUGGUGGACGAGUAUCUGGAGAUGGUUCUACAGUUUGGUUUCACUACAAUCUUUGUGGCUGCGUUUCCACUGGCUCCUCUGCUUGCUCUGCUCAACAACAUCAUCGAGAUCCGAUUAGACGCCUACAAGUUUGUCACGCAGUGGAGGAGACCGAUGCCCGCUCGCGCUACUGAUAUCGGUAUCUGGCAUGGUAUCUUGGAGGGAAUUGGAGUCGUGGCUGUCAUAACAAAUGCCUUCGUCAUUGCCAUCACUUCGGAUUAUAUCCCUCGCUUCGUCUACGCUUUCAAAUAUGGGCCCUGUGUGGACAAGGGUUACCGGCAUGAGAAAUGUCUUAGAGGAUACUUGAACAAUAGCUUGUCUGUUUUUGAUAUGGGUGAAUUGAGAAAUGGGAGUUAUCAUCCUCGAUACUGCAGGUAUCGGGAUUACAGAGCGCCUCCGUGGAGUCCUGAACCCUAUGAGUUCACCCUGCAGUUCUGGCAUGUUUUAGCUGCCAGAUUAGCCUUCAUCAUAGUCUUUGAGCACCUGGUGUUUGGCAUUAAGACCUUCAUAGCCCACAUGAUUCCAGACAUGCCCAAAGACCUGUGUGAUCGCAUGCGCAGGGAGAAAUACCUGAUGCAGGAGAUGAUGUAUGAGGCGGAAUUGGAGCACCUGCAGAAAGAGCGGAAAAAGAAUGGCAAACGUUAUCACCAUGAGUGGCCUUAGCCAUGCCUGUCCAUAAAUACAUUAAAAAAUGCCCACUGGAGACCCACAUACACUACCCACAAAAGCACAUAAAGACCUGAGAGCGGUGAACAAACGUCCACACAACAUGCACACUUGCAGCACAUAUGUGAACACGGACAUUCAUGUACAACCGUUCCGCUACCUUGGACAGCUAGCUUUAUUGACUCCAUGCAUGGGCUGCCCACUUUCCAUUGCUGUGACAAACCAGGGAGCGGAUUCAGUGUUUGAGGUCAAAACCUGAUCUCCGGGUGGCCCUUUAGAGCCAAGAGUUGGCAGCUGUACUCUGCACCAAAGAGGUUCUUCUCAAUCACACGAUCCCUACCUGAGUCCUCAAAUUAUCCUAAAUUUUCAUCCCGCUGAGUAGUUCUAAAACUUCAGUGAUUGGCUGCUUAAAAUUUUGGCUCAUUAGAUAAAAGUAGCUAUGAAAUCAGACUAAUGGAUUGGGAUACAAAAAAGUUUGAGAAUGACUCCACUAAAGAAAGCCACGAUUGAGCAUUCUGUCGAUAGAAAUGUGUCUUGAGGGUAUGGGAUGAAUGGGAUUAGUUUAAAAACAAGCGCAAAUGAAAUAAAUUGGAUUUCCCGAAAGCACAACCGGAUCCACCUGCCUUCUUAACAGCCAACAAACGUGUGUGCCAGCGCAGCACAUGAAGGAGUUUCACUUCCGCAAACCACCGCUUUGUCUGUGUGCAGCGUCAUCAGCAUUGAGAUCAAUGGAUUACAGCGUUUUCAGACACACCGUAAACUCCAGUGUGUAAGUGGGGAAUAUCAUUCAUCGAACAUGUGUCCUUCCCAGCAUGGCCUGCAGUGGCGCUGCUCUUUCAUCUGUGUUCUGUGGUAGUUCUGAAUGGAGCGCUUCUGCGGUUGGAUUGUUUACUAUGCAGACGAAGGGCUUUUGGAGUUCCUGUUUUCUGCUUGCCUACUUGUCUGCGUCUCUGUGCGUGGCAGCUAUCAUCCCGCUGUGAAGCAGUUCUCUACCUGGUGACCAGACGUUUACUUACGAACACAUUUACCGAUACGCCCUCUCUCUUCGCUUGCCAGCAUCUCACGUUGUGAUUUCUUGUUACAAAAGUGGUUUCUGGUAAAGGUUACCAAAUAAAAAUCCAUUUGUUUAUGCAAAUGAACAGUUUUUAUGUACUGCAUCGCCUUGAAAAGAUAUGCAGAUCUGUCUUUCGGUACGAUAAGUCCUUUUGUCGAGGCAAAGUAAAUAAAAAAGCCAAUAGUGGCAAAACGGUGAUAUAAGUAACAUGCAUGAUUUUUUUCAUUUUAUUUUAAUUGCAUGUUGUUUCUUUGUUUUUUUAUUAUUUUAUAAGACUAUGUUCAUAUGCCUGGUUUUGUAGCGUGCGUGAGCUGAAUUGCUGUGUGAGUGUAGCUGCGUUUGUUGCGAGUUUCGUGUCGCCGUCGGUCUAUGAGCAAAGACUGUGGCUAUCUUUGGAGCAACAUAUUGGCAUCGCCGCGGUAUAUAGUAUGUGUGCUGUGAAUUUUCCGUAUGUGUAAAACACCCAGAUGGAUUGCUACGUACAACCUGAGUGAGCUGUGUGGAACGCAGUAUCCCACAAUGCAAUGCAUUUGUGACGUAACCUACAGUACAACAGAGCAAUGCCGUGAUGAAAUGCUCCUAUUCAGAAUAAGAUACUCCAAAAUACGUCAUCCCCGUAGCACUCGAUUUCCAGUGUAAUUACAAUAAUGAAAAAUCCACUCCGGGAACUCCAAAAAUCGAUUAUGAAAAUGCGGAUUUACAGUUUUUACUCCCGAAUCAAUAAGUGAUGUAGCAACAAUGUAGCACACUACCGUUUGAAGCAUUUAUUGUUGCAUAAUGGAUGUACUAAAAAUAGCAUGCAGUAUGCGUAAAACAUACAAGUAAGCAGUAAGUUAGUGUUCCACUCUAAAAGCAGUCAACUACUGUAAAUUAUCAAACAUCACAGCAUAUUAAUCUAUCGACCAUUAUCCAUACAGUCCGAGCUUAAACAGAUGUGAUGAUAGAAUUACCAUUGGGAAAAUGAAUUCUGUUUUACUUUUUUUUGUAUGUGUGCAUGUUUAAAUAUGCGCGUUCAUACCUGUGUGUCUGCAUGUGUGUGUGUGAGAGAGAGAGUUUUGUAAAGCUGAUGAAGUGAGUGCUCCCAGCAUGCAUCUCAUUCUUACACAGUUUUUUCAAAAAGCAACGGCUAUGUUCGAAAUAGCAUACUUCCCUACCGCUAUUUUUUACAGUAUGCAUAGCGUGCAUAGAAUGUGAAUUUUGUGUGCAUAGUAUAUUAAGGCUUACUGCAUAUGCUAUAAUCUGCAUUAAGAACAGUGCUUAAGACACUGUCCCACAAUGCAAUGCGCUCGACUUGAUCUUGAGUGUGACAUAUGCACUCAAAGUAAUGACAACUCACUCUCCGAUCAGACUGAGGAAAAAGUGCAAUAUAAGCGUUUUUAUUUCAGAGAGAUAACUAAGUAGAACGUACUUAAAAAUGGUAAGAACUUUUCAGUAUGUGAUUAAUAUUCAAGAGUAUCCCAUUUCGAACACGGUCAGUGCAUCUGUCCCCCUCAGGCCCUUUGAGUGUUUGCAGAUGAGAUAUUUGUAUCAUAUUUUCUUAGCUUGAAUCGAGUAUUGCUUUUUUAAGUAUAUAUUUUUGCACUUUCCAUUUGCAUGGGUAAGACCCCAUAUGGGUACAGAUUUACACUUUAAAAAAAAACGCUUAAAUUGUGUUCUCGCUUCAUAGAUACUUCACUGAAUAAAAGUUGAAUUUUAAUUAAUUUUCAUGAAAGCACUUUAGGAGCGUAUUUUUUCCCCCGUUAGCUCUAUAUAGGAUUUGCGUUUAAAAAAUAAAAAGGUUACAAAUAUUAAUGUGUAGUUUAUUGGAAACGGUGGUUCUCAUCUGGUCGGUAGAAACUUGAAAUCGGUCUCCAGUCUGUUCUGGUUAGAUUAUUGUAGCGCUGUCAAAUGAUUAAUCGCGAUUAAUCGUAUCCAAAUAAUAUAUAUAUACAAAAACUUUUACUUUGAAUGCAGUUAAUCACGAUUAAUCAUUUGUCAGCGCUAGUUUACUGAUAGCAAGGAAAAACAUGAUAAAUGCAAACAAUAAAUGUUGGGUCGCCAUUUGGGCCCUGAACAAAAACCAGCUGAGAAUCACUGUAUUAGAAACUAAAAUGUGCUACGGAUGUUAAACAGGACCAGAAUUUCAUCAGUAAAAUGGAAAGGUGAAGCUUAUCUGAAACAGGAAGCAGUCUUUCCUAUGACACACCAUUCUCUUGGUGUACUGUAAUCUAUGCAUGACCUCAUUGAGGAGCCCAGCCCAUCUAGGGCUCUUGACAAAAACCUUUGUGUAUUUGUGCACUUUUUACUGUGAAGUGUGCAUGGCCUAUAUCUGCUUAAACUGGAGAAGACUGACCUGAGAUCAGUAAAUGUUGUAGUGGUUCUUCGUCACGAAUGAUCCGUUGUUAAUGGCCUUGUGGUGAUCUCAUUAACAUUCAUUUGCAGGUUAUCGGACGACAAAUGUUAUUCAGGUUUUAUCCAAUACACUUGGUCGUGUAUAAAAUGUCUUCAUUGAAAAUGCCUGUCAUAAGCACAUUAAACAAUAAAGAUGUUUAUAAUGAGCAA
Molecule: messenger RNA, 11579 nt
Organism: Puntigrus tetrazona (Sumatra barb)
Lineage: Eukaryota; Metazoa; Chordata; Actinopteri; Cypriniformes; Cyprinidae
Gene: ano3
Product: anoctamin 3
Exons: 28
Coding region: 4907-7981 (1024 amino acids)
Biological process (GO): chloride transmembrane transport
Cellular component (GO): plasma membrane
Molecular function (GO): chloride channel activity; protein dimerization activity
Source: RefSeq, a predicted model, not a curated record